CCGUUGUAUCCAAUCAAACUCCAGUUUGCUGUUACCAGGAAGUAGAAGACGCUAUGGAGAACGCUCAAUCCUAUUGAACUGAUUGGGAAAUGACGGGUGAAUGGACAUCAAGUAGUCAUUCUAACGGGGGGAAUGUGUGUCGAAGAUCGGUCUACUUUUCACGAAGCAUGCAACUGUCGGCCUCAGCAUAGCAGAGCUAGCAGUGGCAGCUAACAAGCUAACUCACUCACACUACGGUGGGAGUUACAGUAAGCUAAUGGCGCUAACGUUAGCUAUAGGUUAACUUCGUGUAGCUACUGAGUAAUGCCCCCCCAACGUCAUAUUUGACCAAAUGCACUGCUCAACUGUUACCUAAACUAAUUACCUUAAAAAUGGCAAGCACCGUUUUGGAAGUCGGUACGGGCGUUUUCGUCAUUGUAAUGGUUUGGAUUGCAUUCCUUGUGUUUGGGAUGAUGCUACUGAGAGCAUCUGGAUCUGCAAAGUUAGGCAUUAUCCCACUAUUCUUACUGGCUCUCACCAUCACUUUGGUGCUGGUGUUUUUCCCGCGCAGCCCAGAGACAACCCCACCUUUCAAGGAGACACAGAUAGUGGACACUUUGUUCAUCGGACGCUACGUGCUGCUGGCGGUGGUGAGUGCAGUCUUUCUGCUGGUGUUCUUCAUGCUGCUCCCCUUUCAUUUCCUGGAACCCGUGUAUGCCAAAGCCUUAAGAACGCAGUAGAGCUGCCACAACUGAUGUACACAACUUAAGACAAGCAGGGCACGAUGAGAGCCCCCCCGACGUGGAAAGCAUCCCAAACAGAGACAGCGGGAGAGACAGUGUUUUCUUUCUUCAUCGCCAACUUUUUAUGUACCACCAACGGGAAAGAGAUAUCCAACAGUUGUUUUAUUGUAUCAUUUAAUACAUGAGAUGAAAAAAAUGCUGUUGUUUUUUUUUUUACUGCUUGUACUACAAUACUGAAACACUCCUUCCACUUUUUUUAAAGAAAAAAGAUUGAACUUAAUUUUGUCAAGUUACAAUGUUAGUGAUGGUACUUGAACUGUUACUCAGGAUGAGCCAGUGCACUAAGAGAAUGUUUUUUAAAUUGUAAAUGCAUUUUACAUGAUGCAAUAUUUGCAGAUGAUUGCAGUUGUGUCUUUUUAACCGACUGAUUCAUAAACAGUGUUAAUACAAUGUAUCCUUUUUUGAAUGACUAAUUUACUGUAGCUUAUUUGAAUAAUGCCAAUAAAAUGCAUUACUCCAC
This is a messenger RNA of Anoplopoma fimbria (sablefish), 1242 nucleotides long. RefSeq names its product transmembrane protein 218 (gene tmem218). The record is from RefSeq and is a predicted model, not a curated record. Lineage: Eukaryota; Metazoa; Chordata; Actinopteri; Perciformes; Anoplopomatidae. Bases 372 to 719 code for a protein of 115 amino acids. The transcript has 3 exons.